This is a messenger RNA of Sciurus carolinensis (gray squirrel), 3910 nucleotides long. It is a transcript of the gene Hace1, whose product is annotated as HECT domain and ankyrin repeat containing E3 ubiquitin protein ligase 1. The coding region runs from base 409 to 3027 and encodes 872 amino acids. The record is from RefSeq and is a predicted model, not a curated record. Gene Ontology annotation, biological process: proteasome-mediated ubiquitin-dependent protein catabolic process; positive regulation of protein catabolic process; protein polyubiquitination. Gene Ontology annotation, cellular component: nucleus. NCBI's taxonomy places the organism in Eukaryota, Metazoa, Chordata, Mammalia, Rodentia, Sciuridae. The transcript has 25 exons. Gene Ontology annotation, molecular function: protein binding; ubiquitin-protein transferase activity.
GGGAGCGGCGGCCACGGUAGGAAACCCGCGCACGGAGGCGGCGGCGGGUGGUCCCCAGCGCAGGUGGUCUGUUCAGUAGUCGCUGGGGGCCCUGGAACCAGGACGCAACCCCAAGCCGCCGUCGGAGCCCUGCGUGCUGGUCCGGGGGAUCCCGCUUCUCUGCCUGCUGACCGGGCCUGGGGCGGGAUGUAGGGCGCUGGGCGCGAAGGCCGCCAGCGCGGCUCGGCGCGGCGAUUGCGGAGGACGCGCCGAGGAUGGAGAGAGCGAUGGAACAGCUUAACCGCCUGACGCGCUCGCUGCGCCGCGCGCGCACCGUGGAGUUGCCGGAGGUUUUGAACUUGGGAUCCUCCUGCCUCUACCUCCUGAUUUGCUAGGGUUACAGAUAAUGAAACUGCAGUUUACACAUUAAUGCCAAUGGUUAUGGCUGAUCAGCACAGGUCUGUUUCUGAACUACUGUCAAAUUCAAAAUUUGAUGUCAAUUAUGCAUUUGGACGUGUGAAAAGAAGCUUGCUUCACAUUGCAGCAAAUUGUGGAUCAGUGGAAUGCUUGGUUCUGCUGUUAAAGAAAGGAGCAAAUCCUAACUAUCAAGAUAUUUCAGGCUGUACACCCCUUCAUUUGGCAGCUAGAAAUGGGCAGAAGAAAUGUAUGAGUAAAUUAUUAGAAUACAGUGCUGAUGUCAACAUUUGUAAUAAUGAAGGCCUUACAGCAAUUCACUGGCUGGCUGUGAAUGGGCGGACAGAACUGCUCCAUGACCUUGUACAACACGUCAGUGAUGUUGAUGUUGAGGAUGCGAUGGGGCAGACAGCACUGCAUGUGGCCUGCCAGAAUGGUCACAAAACGACAGUGCAAUGCUUGCUAGACAGUGGUGCUGAUAUUAACAGGCCAAAUGUGUCAGGAGCCACUCCAUUGUACUUUGCUUGCAGUCAUGGUCAGAGAGAUACAGCACAGAUUCUUCUAUUACGAGGAGCCAAAUAUUUGCCAGAUAAAAAUGGAGUAACCCCUCUGGAUUUAUGUGUACAGGGUGGAUAUGGAGAGACUUGUGAAGUAUUAAUUCAGUAUCACCCUAGGCUUUUCCAGACUAUUAUUCAAAUGACACAGAAUGAAGACCUCCGAGAAAACAUGUUGCGGCAAGUUCUGGAGCAUUUGUCUCAGCAAAGUGAAAGCCAAUAUCUGAAGAUUCUAACAAGUCUUGCUGAAGUUGCUACAACAAAUGGUCAUAAGCUGCUUAGCCUAUCUAGCAAUUAUGAUGCUCAAAUGAAGAGCCUUUUAAGGAUUGUGAGAAUAUUUUGUCAUGUCUUCCGAAUUGGUCCUUCCUCCCCUAGUAAUGGAAUCGACAUGGGGUAUAAUGGGAACAAAACUCCAAGAAGCCAGGUGUUCAAGCCUCUGGAAUUGCUUUGGCACUCAUUAGAUGAAUGGCUAGUUUUAAUAGCUACAGAAUUGAUGAAAAACAAAAAGGACUCAACAGAUAUCACUUCUAUUUUACUGAAACAAAAAGGCCAAGAACAAGAUGCCACUUCCAUUCCACCAUUUGAACCUGGGAGCUAUGAAAAUCUAUCCACUGGCACAGGGGAAUCUAAACCAGAUGCUCUUGCAGGGAAACAGGAAGCCAAUGCAGAUUGUCAGGAUGUUAUUUCUAUGACAGCCAACCGGCUAAGUGCUGUCAUUCAAGCUUUUUACAUGUGCUGUUCUUGUCAGAUGCCUCCAGGAAUGACUUCCCCCCGUUUUAUUGAAUUUGUCUGCAAACAUGAUGAGGUUUUAAAAUGCUUUGUUAACAGAAAUCCUAAAAUUAUAUUUGACCACUUUCACUUUCUCCUUGAAUGUCCUGAGUUGAUGUCAAGAUUCAUGCAUAUCAUAAAAGCACAGCCAUUCAAAGAUCGCUGUGAAUGGUUCUAUGAACAUUUGCAUUCAGGACAACCAGAUUCAGACAUGGUGCACAGGCCAGUAAAUGAAAAUGACAUUCUGCUGGUUCACAGAGAUUCUAUUUUUAGGAGUAGCUGUGAAGUUGUAUCAAAAGCAAAUUGUGCAAAGCUAAAACAAGGGAUUGCUGUACGGUUCCAUGGAGAAGAAGGCAUGGGUCAAGGUGUUGUGCGAGAGUGGUUUGAUAUUCUGUCUAACGAAAUUGUCAAUCCCGAUUAUGCAUUGUUUACCCAGUCAGCUGAUGGAACAACUUUUCAGCCUAAUAGCAACUCCUAUGUAAAUCCCGAUCACUUGAACUAUUUCCGGUUUGCUGGACAGAUCUUGGGAUUAGCUUUGAACCAUAGGCAGUUGGUCAAUAUUUACUUCACACGAUCAUUCUACAAACACAUUCUUGGUAUCCCUGUAAAUUACCAAGAUGUAGCAUCCAUUGAUCCAGAAUAUGCCAAAAAUUUGCAGUGGAUUUUAGAUAAUGAUAUUAGUGAUCUGGGUCUAGAACUAACUUUUUCUGUUGAGACUGAUGUGUUUGGAGCAAUGGAAGAGGUGCCUUUGAAACCUGGGGGUGGAGGUAUUCUUGUGACACAAAAUAACAAAGCAGAGUAUGUCCAGCUUGUUACUGAACUUCGAAUGACAAGAGCCAUCCAGCCUCAGAUCAAUGCUUUUUUACAGGGCUUUCAUAUGUUCAUUCCACCUUCUCUCAUACAACUUUUUGAUGAAUAUGAAUUGGAGCUACUGCUUUCUGGCAUGCCUGAAAUUGAUGUGAGCGAUUGGAUAAAAAAUACAGAAUACACAAGUGGCUAUGAAAGAGAAGAUCCAGUUGUUCAGUGGUUCUGGGAAGUUGUAGAAGACAUUACUCAAGAGGAGAGAGUUCUUCUUUUGCAGUUUGUUACUGGCAGUUCCAGGGUCCCACAUGGUGGGUUUGCUAAUAUCAUGGGUGGAAGUGGAUUGCAAAACUUUACAAUUGCUGCCGUGCCAUAUACCCCAAAUCUUUUACCGACUUCAAGCACAUGCAUCAACAUGCUCAAGUUACCUGAAUAUCCAAGUAAAGAAAUACUCAAGGACAGACUUCUUGUGGCACUACAUUGUGGCAGCUAUGGUUACACAAUGGCAUAAUGGAGCCGAGAAGACCCAUUUGACUACUGAUGCACAAUUCAAAGUGGCAGAAUCAAUUUAGAAAACUGUCAACAGAAAAGCAGCCUAAAUGCAACCCAUAGGCAGGGCUGAUGUUUAAAAUUUAUAAAGGAUCAGGUUUUCUGUUUUUUUUUUUUCCCUCCUCUUUUCCCAUUUAUGUUUUCUCUGUGAUACAAUUAGAGAAUAUAAAAUCACAGUAGACUUCAUUUUUAAAAAUGCUAAUUGAAAGUAGAAACUUUUUUUUCCUAUUUCUUUAAACUUAUCAAAGAUUUUAUUAAGGCAAAAUCUUAUUCUACAUUCCACCUCUGCUAUGUAACUGUCUUGUUAAAAGGGUAUUUUCUCUUUAUUUUCCUAUAUAUUAAAUUAUAUAAGGACAUCCAACUGGUAUGUUCUACUGCAUGUAAAGUGCCAUUUAUAUUUUGGAAAACUAUUGUAUAGAAUGGAUUAAUUUAGAUUGUGUAUAAAGUCACAAAUAUGUAUUUUCCCACAUUGUAUCUAUAUUGCAAUGAUUUUUUUUAGCUUUUUAGUAUUUUAAUAUAUAAAAUUUAGACUGAUGUGAUAACAGCUAAUGAAAUUAAAUCUAAUUUGUAUAUUAGAGCUUAGUCUAUUAUGACUUACUUGCAUCUUUCAGUGGUCAGUUUUCACAUGUACAUAUUGUGGUUUCAAAAUUUUUCUUAUGCCUUAUUUUAAUUUGUAAUGAAGGUAAAAUUAAAAUAUAGUAUUUUACCAUAUUUCUUCACAUUUGUCUGUGAACUCUGAUGACAUUUGAAGUAAUCUGUUGUAUAGAUUAUAAUUUAAGUAUGUAAUGUUUUAUUCCUAAAGUUUGCUUUUUGUAAUUGAAAUGUUUUGCUCAAGUGACAUGCCU